Messenger RNA from Eruca vesicaria subsp. sativa (arugula), 1471 nucleotides. Lineage: Eukaryota; Viridiplantae; Streptophyta; Magnoliopsida; Brassicales; Brassicaceae. The record is from the annotation of a GenBank genome assembly.
UUCAGAAUAAAAGAAAAAAAAGAUUUAAAGAGAGGUUUUAGUCUGUUUCUCCUUUCCAGAGAUAGUUAGUUACACAAAAAGAUGAAUCAAAUAAUCCGUUCAAGAUCCGUCGCUACCGCCACCGUCAGCUACCUCCGUCACUCCUCCGCACUCGUUCACUCUCCACUCCUCUCCGGCGCCACCGCCACCCCCGUCCGCCACUUCACCUCUCCCGGCCAUGCUUUCAACAGCUACCAAAUCAAGCCGCCGAUGAACUGGGGGAUCCGAAUCGUCCCGGAGAAGAGAGCGUGCGUGAUUGAGCGGUUCGGCAAGUACGUCAAGACUCUGGAGUCGGGGAUCCACUUCCUCGUUCCCGGUGUGGAUCGAAUCGCUUAUGUACAUUCACUCAAGGAGGAAGCGAUUCCGAUUGGGAAUCAGACUGCGAUUACCAAGGAUAACGUCAGCAUCCACAUCGACGGUGUUCUUUACGUCAAGAUUGUGAAUCCGCAUUUGGCGUCUUAUGGUGUUGAGAAUCCGAUUUACGCUGUUGUGCAGUUGGCUCAGACUACUAUGCGUAGUGAGCUUGGGAAGAUUACUCUUGAUAAGACGUUUGAGGAACGAGAUACGUUGAAUGAAAAGAUUGUGGAAGCCAUCAAUGUUGCUGCGAAAGAUUGGGGUCUUGAGUGCCUUCGUUAUGAGAUAAGGGAUAUCAUGCCUCCUAAUGGAGUGAGAGUUGCUAUGGAAAUGCAAGCUGAAGCUGAACGUAAGAAGAGAGCCCAGAUUCUCGAGUCUGAAGGAGAACGUCAAGCCCAUAUCAACAUAGCUGAUGGUAAGAAAAGUUCUGUAAUCUUGGAAUCAGAAGCUGCAAAGAUGGACCAAGUCAAUCGAGCAUCAGGUGAGGCAGAAGCAAUACUAGCUAGAGCACAAGCAACAGCCAGGGGGUUGGCCAUGUUAUCUCAGUCCCUCAAGGAAACUGGUGGCGUGGAGGCUGCGAGUUUGAGAGUUGCGGAGCAAUACAUUCAAGCUUUUGGGAACAUAGCCAAGGAGGGUACAACGAUGCUGCUUCCGAGUUCAGCUGCAAAUCCUGCAAACAUGAUCGCUCAAGCCUUGUCAAUGUACAAAAGCCUCGUCCCCAACGGUGGUAUUCAAGAAACUUCAGGAGUGGAAUCCUCGUCUGGAGCGAAAUAGAACUGGUGAUAGAAGAAGAACUAGGAACAAUAAUAAUUCUUUUGAACUGUGAAGAGCUUUUCAGUGUGAUAUAUGAGAAACAGUUUAUCUUUCUAGUUUGCAAACAGAAAAAAAAAAAACAAAUUUAAGCUCUAAUUUCUGAAAAGAGAUUUUGCACCGAGAGUUAUAGUCUUAUAAUGUUUGGUUUUGGUUAUUUUGCAUCUUCCUUUCAUCUGCAUUGUUUACCAUUAAACAGGUAAUAAUUCAUGUAACAGUACCCCCUUUCGUGCUUGGUUGCUAUUGUCAAGUGUCUAAUAGAGCUUGU